This is a messenger RNA of Saccostrea cuccullata (small rock oyster), 399 nucleotides long. Its product is annotated as PAXIP1-associated glutamate-rich protein 1-like. Gene Ontology annotation, cellular component: MLL3/4 complex. Gene Ontology annotation, molecular function: nuclear estrogen receptor binding. The annotation marks the transcript as partial. The record is from RefSeq and is a predicted model, not a curated record. The transcript has 3 exons. Lineage: Eukaryota; Metazoa; Mollusca; Bivalvia; Ostreida; Ostreidae. Gene Ontology annotation, biological process: positive regulation of intracellular estrogen receptor signaling pathway; positive regulation of cell cycle G1/S phase transition.
AAAAAGAGAGGAAUUUAAAAUCCGGAUUUUCAGGAUAGGUUCUGCAUUUAGGACGCGAUCUCUAUUUCUUGUUAAAAUUUGGCGCUGUUUUGUUUUACUUUUGACAGUGUUUCCAACCUUUCCAGAUGGACACAAAAAGUGAUGAUGAUUGGCAAGUUCAGGGCAGUGAUGAUGAAAAAUAUGACCCUGGAAAAAAGGGCAACGGAACCUGGUGCCCUUUACCAGAAGAUAUUGUAAAGCUUUAUGAAGCUUUAGCAAAAGAGAAGGUUUUAAAACUGGAAUGGAAAUGCCCUGGUAGACAUUUACCAAAGGCAGACAAGCCUUCAGAAGAUGUCAAAAUGAAAGAGGAGUCUAAACCAGAGAUCAUUCAACAACCUAAAGAAGAUUCAAAGUUAGUGU